GCGCUCCACGCUUCACGUCGACACUGACAACUGGCAAUGAACAGAAAGCAGUCCUAUUCCUCUGGAUUCACAUGGUUGUUUAAAGCGUUUGCGUGGUUUUUGAGUUUGGGUGAACUUGUACAUUAAACCUGCUGUAAACCAACUUAAACCAGCCUAAGGUGGUGUUUUGAUAGUUUCCCUGGCCUAGCUGGUGUUCAGCUGGUUUUGCUAGUCUUCCAACUUGACCAGCUGACGAGUGCUCGAAACCCAUCAAGUCAGACUGACCUGACCAGUGUAAACCAGCUCAGUGGCCAGCUAAGACCAGCAAACUAUCUUAUGCUGGUUUAUUUGAGUUGGAUACUGUCAGUGUGAGGCACGCCUUUGGAAAUAAUCAUAUUUAGGGCAAUAUGCAGGUGUGGAAAAGAGCCUUCCAAGUGUCCAACCAAGCUAAGAAAAGCCGAUGUUUGGUUGGCCUGAAUGAAUUAUAUUUAUCACCAGUUUCUCUCACCCAACAUGCAACCUAUGGUUGCACAAGAGCACUUUUAUUGCAGAGAGACAAUGUUUUAAUGUCAGCAGAGAGAAAGAAUGGCUCUACCUCUAAGAAACUCACAAAGACAUUAGUGUCUAGGCAGCACAAACCUCUUGCUUCCCAAGACGAUAUCCCCAAAUCGAUAAAAACGUUGAGCAGAGCAUCUCAAAUUGCUCCUUCAGAGAGAAAAUUGUCUUCAGAGCUUCAGAAACUGAGGUUUGAGGAUUUCAGUGAGUCAGAAACUAAAACGAUUUUCAAGAUACAAAAAGAAACUGAGCCUAAUGAAGCCAAACGGCUGGAGAUUGUGUUUGGUGUGGCCCCAUGUUUGCUGGCCCUCAUGCAAGGUAGGAGGAGACCAAGUCGUCUCUUUGUAAAGGAAGGUGAGGGGCCUCAGAGAGAUGCGAUUCUGAGGGUUUCCCAGGAGGCCCUCAGAUGGGGUGUACAGAUACAGAGGGUCAGUAAGCAAAUGCUAAACAAGCUGUGUGAUGGUAAGGUGCACCAGGGCUUGUGUCUGCAAGCAAGUUCUCUUGGCUUUAUCAAAGAGGAAACACCUGUAACAUCUCACAAUGUAAAGAAUCACAGGACAUUAUGGCUGGUUUUGGAUGGAGUGCAGGAUCCGAUGAAUUUUGGUGCCAUUUUGCGGUCCGCGUACUUCCUGGGAGUGGAUCGGGUGGCCAGCAGCAUUCAUAACAGCUGUCCUCUGACACCCACAGUGAGCAAAGCCAGUGCAGGUGUGAUGGAGGCCAUGGAGGUGUUUGGCUACAGCAACCUGAAAGAUAUGAUAAAGGUGAAAGCGGAACAAGGCUGGGAAGUAGUCGGCACUGUUGGGUUAGAGGAAGGAAAUCCUGAAGUCCCAGUUGUGCCGUGUUCAGAUUUCAAGAUGUCAAGACCUACACUGCUGUUAAUGGGUGGGGAAGGUAAUGGUCUGUCUCCUGAACUGCGUCAGCUGUGUGAUGUCCUGCUCACCAUCCCUCCACAAAGAGAACUGCUGCCUGGUUUAGAUUCGCUCAAUGUUUCUGUAGCCACAGGCAUCCUGUUGCACUCUCUGCUGUUCUCAUACACAGCCAGCUGAUGAUGAUGAUGAUGGCAGCAUUGACAAGGCUGCCUCAUUAUUUACUCAGGCGUCUCUCAUUAGCACCCUACAGUGAUUAAUGACUGGAUUACUUCAUCAAUUAACUGUGUGAGGGUUUGGAGAGGCCCAUUGAUCAGAUAAAGAGAGCCUAGAGAUGCAUUCUGGCCCAGUGACCGCUCUGUGAACACAAGACCUGCGCUGUACUGGGUCUCUAUCAACUCAGGGAAAGCAUGCUGUUUAAACACUUCUGUUGAGAUUAAUAAACAUGUUAAUUUGA
This is a messenger RNA of Myxocyprinus asiaticus (Chinese sucker), 1857 nucleotides long. RefSeq names its product mitochondrial rRNA methyltransferase 1 homolog (S. cerevisiae) (gene mrm1). Gene Ontology annotation, molecular function: RNA methyltransferase activity; RNA binding. The transcript has 6 exons. The record is from RefSeq and is a predicted model, not a curated record. The coding region runs from base 387 to 1580 and encodes 397 amino acids. Gene Ontology annotation, cellular component: mitochondrion. Gene Ontology annotation, biological process: rRNA methylation. Lineage: Eukaryota; Metazoa; Chordata; Actinopteri; Cypriniformes; Catostomidae.